Messenger RNA from Racocetra fulgida, 127 nucleotides. The record is from the annotation of a GenBank genome assembly. NCBI's taxonomy places the organism in Eukaryota, Fungi, Glomeromycota, Glomeromycetes, Diversisporales, Gigasporaceae.
GUCAAAAUAUUAAAACAAUAUCGAAGACAUGUCAAUGAAUCUAACCAAAGUACAGAAAAGAAACAAGUGCCUAAAUUGAACAAUAUUAAAAGGGACAAAACACCUGAAUUAGACGAUAUUGGGAUAG